Molecule: messenger RNA, 1946 nt
Organism: Cyprinus carpio (common carp)
Lineage: Eukaryota; Metazoa; Chordata; Actinopteri; Cypriniformes; Cyprinidae
Gene: stk11
Product: serine/threonine kinase 11
Exons: 10
Coding region: 565-1881 (438 amino acids)
Biological process (GO): positive regulation of vesicle transport along microtubule; DNA damage response; protein phosphorylation
Cellular component (GO): cytoplasm; nucleus
Molecular function (GO): ATP binding; protein serine/threonine kinase activity; protein kinase activator activity
Source: RefSeq, a predicted model, not a curated record
GCGGCGCAUGCGCAGUGCAGCGAGGGGAGGGAGGUAAACAAGAUGGCGGCAGCCUUGAAGCAGCAGCAGCUGUGAAGAACAGAUGCGAGAAAAUAAACGAAUGAGGAGCAGAACGGGAGCAGGAACGCGAGUAUAUGAGUCUUCGAGUCGUGCCGGUGAUCACAGCCUCAGGUUUGGUCAUGGAUUUCCCGUAAUGCUGGAGUUGAGUCAGUAAUCCUCACCCAAGAGAGCGUUCACGUGCUUCUGGAAAGGAUGCGAGGUUUGAUUUUUGCGUGUUGAGAUCUGCAGAGAUGUCCGGAGCUCCGGUGAUCCCCAGUGUCGGCUAAUAAAGCCCCGGGACUGAAGCGUAACGCCAGCGGCGGGUUCUCAGAGACUCAUCGAGACACGGUUUGUUUUCGGGGAUUGUUCGGAUCUGUUUCACUGAGCGAUGCUUCUGCUGCGGUUUUCAAUCGCUUGACUGAUCUUCCCAAUCUCGACUGCUCCUCCGUUGCUUCGGAAAACUAAUAUUCCCGGCGAGCGAUCGGUAAAAGAGCGCGGGAUCGGAGGAGCGAGAGGCCCGGGAAGAUGAGUGUAGGUGGAGAGCUCCAGCACCUGGACUACCUGACGGAGAGCGAGCUCAUGGGGAUGGACACCUUCAUCCACCGCAUCGACUCCACCGAGGUCAUCUACCAGCCCCGACGCAAGCGCGCCAAGCUGGUCGGGAAGUACCUGAUGGGGGAUCUGCUCGGGGAAGGGUCCUACGGGAAGGUCAAGGAGAUGCUGGACUCGGAGACUCUGUGUCGCAGAGCCGUGAAGAUCCUGAAGAAGAAGAAACUGAGGAGGAUUCCCAACGGAGAGGCCAAUGUGAAAAAGGAGAUUCAGCUGCUGAGACGACUACAACACAAAAACAUCAUCCAGCUGGUGGAUGUGCUGUACAACGAAGAGAAGCAGAAAAUGUAUAUGGUGAUGGAGUACUGUGUCUGUGGAAUGCAGGAGAUGUUGGACAGCGUUCCAGAGAAGAGAUUUCCAGUUUUUCAAGCUCACGGGUACUUCUGCCAGCUUCUGGAUGGUCUUGAAUACUUGCACAGCCAGGGAAUAGUACACAAAGAUAUUAAACCAGGGAACUUGCUGCUCACUACAGACGGGGCGCUGAAGAUCUCAGACCUGGGUGUAGCAGAGGCGCUCCACCCGUUUGCGGAGGAUGACACGUGUCGGACGAGUCAGGGGUCGCCAGCGUUCCAGCCUCCGGAGAUCGCCAACGGCCUGGACACGUUUUCAGGGUUCAAGGUGGACAUCUGGUCUGCUGGGGUCACACUAUACAACAUAACCACGAGCCUGUACCCGUUUGAGGGGGACAACAUCUAUAAGCUAUUCGAGAACAUUGGGAAGGGUGACUACACUGUUCCUGAGGAGUGCGGCCCGCUGCUCUCGGACCUGCUGAGAGGGAUGCUGGAGUAUGAUCCUGUGAAGAGGUUUUCAAUACAGCGCAUCAGACAACACAACUGGGUGCGUAAGAAACACCCGCCCUCGGAGCCUCCCGUGCCCAUCCCCCCCAGCGCAGAGACGCGCGACCGGUGCCGGAGCAUGACGGUGGUGCCGUACCUGGAGGAUCUCCACGGUUACGCUGAGGAGGAGGAGGAUGACGAGCUCUUCGAUGGGGAGGAUGACAUCAUAUACACUCAGGACUUCACCGUACCAGGGCAGGUUCUGGAGGAUGAGGAAGAAGAGCGCGCUCCGGAGCGCACCUGUGCCGUGGUCAAACCGGUGUGUGUGAACGGGACCGAGUCGGCCGCACUGAAGCCCAAAUCGGAGCGGCGCUCCAGCUCUUCCUCCAAUCCCUCCAGGAAGGGCAUCUCCGCCGCCAGCAAGAUCCGCAAGCUCUCCACCUGCAAGCAGCAAUGACUCGAAGCAGCUGCUGCGCUCCUCUAUACAGGUGACACUCAUCAUGAGGAGCUGUGAGCGUUAUG